Messenger RNA from Neocloeon triangulifer, 1786 nucleotides. It is a transcript of the gene HDAC1, whose product is annotated as histone deacetylase HDAC1. NCBI's taxonomy places the organism in Eukaryota, Metazoa, Arthropoda, Insecta, Ephemeroptera, Baetidae. The record is from RefSeq and is a predicted model, not a curated record. Gene Ontology annotation, molecular function: histone deacetylase activity. The coding region runs from base 93 to 1550 and encodes 485 amino acids. The transcript has 9 exons.
CUUGGCGCUGCAAUCGUUUCUUCUACUGAACUUUGAAAUCGCGCUCACCGAGCGAAAUCGGGCCGCCGCACGAAUUCGGCAUUUUUUCGGCCAUGACCUCAGCAGCCAUGCAGCCGCACAGCCGCAAGAAAGUCUGCUAUUAUUACGACAGUGACAUAGGAAACUAUUACUAUGGGCAGGGCCAUCCGAUGAAACCACACCGCAUACGCAUGACGCACAACUUGCUGCUCAACUACGGCCUGUACCGAAAGAUGGAAAUCUACCGUCCGCACAAAGCGACCGCCGAGGAAAUGACCAAAUUCCACAGCGACGACUACAUCCGAUUCCUGAGGAGCAUUCGGCCCGACAACAUGACCGAGUACAACAAGCAGAUGCAAAGAUUUAACGUUGGUGAAGAUUGCCCGGUGUUUGACGGGCUCUACGAGUUUUGCCAGUUGUCUGCAGGCGGUUCCGUGGCUGCCGCGGUCAAGCUCAACAAACAGUCGUCGGACAUUUGCAUCAACUGGGGUGGAGGGCUGCACCACGCCAAGAAGUCCGAGGCCUCUGGUUUUUGCUACGUCAACGAUAUUGUCCUCGGCAUCCUCGAACUGCUCAAAUACCACCAGCGUGUUUUGUACAUUGACAUUGAUGUGCAUCACGGAGACGGUGUUGAAGAGGCUUUUUACACGACCGACAGAGUCAUGACGGCCUCUUUCCAUAAGUAUGGAGAGUACUUCCCUGGAACUGGCGAUCUCAGAGACAUUGGUGCAGGCAAAGGCAAGUACUACGCAGUAAACAUUCCACUCCGAGAUGGCAUCGAUGACGAGAGCUACGAAAGCAUUUUCGUUCCCAUCAUGUCAAAGGUCAUGGAGACCUUCCAGCCUGGAGCAGUCGUUCUGCAGUGCGGAGCAGAUUCCCUCACUGGUGACAGACUGGGUUGUUUCAACCUGACUGUCAAAGGACACGGGAAGUGCGUUGACUUCAUGAAAAAGUACAACCUGCCCCUUUUGAUUGUCGGGGGCGGCGGCUACACCAUCAGGAACGUGUCUCGCUGCUGGACUUAUGAGACGUCGGUGGCCCUGGGCGUAGAAAUCGCCAACGAACUACCUUACAACGACUACUUUGAGUAUUUCGGCCCCGACUUUAAGUUGCAUAUCAGCCCUUCAAACAUGGCCAAUCAAAACACGCCCGAGUACCUGGAAAAAAUAAAGACACGCCUAUUUGAGAACCUUCGCAUGCUUCCGCACGCACCUGGAGUUCAAAUGCAGGCCAUCCCUGAAGAUGCGUCCAAGGUGGACUCCGAGGAGGACGACAAGGCCAACCCCGAUGAACGUUUGCCCCAGAGCAUCACAGACAAGAGAAUUGCUCCGGACAAUGAAUACUCGGACAGUGAAGACGAAGGUGACAGAAAAGACCAGAAAUCCUUCAAGGGACGUAAACGACCCCGUCUGGACAAAUCGAACAAGAACGACACUGAGGAGAAAAAGACAAAUGACGAGGACGAGAAAAAACCGAAAGUUGCUGAAGAAAAGGAAUCGAAGAAGGAGGGCGAGAAAUCGUCUGCAGCUUAAAUUAAUAUCCGUCUAGAUCUCAAAACGUGUAAACUUGCUGGCAUGGGUGUCAAAAUUAUUUUGUGAAUAGUGUUCAAAAUUUACCGUCAUUAGCAUUUUUGAAUAAUUUUUUUAAUUCAUCAUUGCUGCGGUGGUCUCAUUAUUUUGUUACAUACCUUUUUGAUCACGUAGUUGUUUUUAAAAAUAAUUAGGAUUAAUUAUUUAUUCCAAUAAAAUUUUUGAAUACCAACUUAAAA